UCAAGCUUCAUCAGUCUCAUCAGAAAAGGGAAGAACUAAGAGCAUGAAGCAGUAUGUAUGGGUUAUUCUCCUUAAAACUUGGAAAGUUUUUUCUUUCAUUUCACUAACAAUUCUUGCAUUCCGGAGUUUCCUUAAGAAUGUCAAGAAACAAAUAUUUUUUCCAUCCAAAAAAGAAGGAUCAGAAAGACGGGGAAAGCUAUUGAUAUUCAUCAGAGCGGUUGCUUUGUUUUCAUUUCUGGUAUAUAUAUUUGAAGCACUCACUCAUUUGAAUGCCGAUGUAUUUGAUCUUCCCCACAAGGCCUAUCAAGCUUGGCUUUAUUUUAGAGUAGAUUAUUUAGCUCCAUUGGUCAUUGUACUCUCAAGAUUUUGCACUGUUCUUUUCAUCAUUCAAUCACUAGACCGUUUUGUAUUAUGCCUUGGUUGUCUGUGGAUCAAGUACAAGAAGUUGAAGCCAAGUAUAAAUGAUCUAGCCUAUGAUACAGAGGAUCCUGCAAAUUUUCCCAUGGUUCUUGUUCAAAUCCCGAUGUGCAACGAGAGAGAGGUGUAUGCGCUAUCGAUUUCCAGUGCCUGCAAGUUAGAUUGGCCGAGAGAAUGCCUGUUGAUUCAAGUCCUGGAUGAUUCGGACGAAGAGAGAAUACAACUUCUUGUUCAACGCGAAGUCUCGAUGUGGAGGCAGAAAGGUGUAAAUAUCAUCUACAAACAUCGAUAUCACCGAACCGGUUACAAGGCGGGAAAUCUGAACUCUGCAAUGAGUUAUGAUUAUGUCAAGAACUACAAAUUCGUCGCGAUAUUCGACGCUGAUUUUCAGCCAAAUCCGGAUUUCCUCAAAUUAACAGUACCGCAUUUCAAAGGAAAUCCAGAGCUUGGUCUUGUGCAAGUUAGAUGGUCUUUUGUAAACAAAGAUGAGAAUCUUCUCACAAGGCUGCAGAACAUCAAUCUGUCUUUCCAUUUUGAGGUGGAGCAGCAGGUUAAUGGUGUGUUCUUUAACUUCUUCGGAUUCAAUGGGACGGCCGGAGUGUGGAGGACCAAAGCUCUUGAGGAUUCGGGAGGAUGGCUGGAGAGAACUACUGUCGAGGACAUGGAUAUUGCUGUCCGUGCACAUUUGAAAGGAUGGAAGUUCAUUUUCCUGAACCAUGUCAAGGUCCUCUGUGAACUUCCCGAGUCUUAUGAAACAUACAAGAGACAGCAGUAUCGGUGGCACUCUGGUCCAAUGCAGCUCUUCCGGCUAUGCCUACCGAACAUAAUAACUUCGAAGAUAUCAAUUUGGAAGAAAUUCAAUCUAAUAUUCCUGUUUUUCCUGCUGCGGAAGUUGAUACUGCCUUUCUACUCAUUUACACUAUUUUGCAUCAUUCUCCCACUGACAAUGUUCAUCCCAGAAGCCGAAUUACCAGUUUAUGUCAUCUGCUACAUCCCGGUCUUCAUGUCACUCCUCAACAUUCUCCCAUCGCCGAAAUCUUUUCCGUUUAUAAUCCCCUAUCUACUAUUUGAGAACACAAUCUCUGUGACCAAGUUCAGUGCAAUGCUAUCAGGAUUGUUUCACUUCGGCAAUGCUUAUGAAUGGGUUGUGACUAAAAAGUCCGGGAGGACUUCGGAGUUCCUAAACAUGUUUGAAGAGAAUACCGACAAUGAAAAGACGAUGAAGAUGAAGAAGAAGUUGAAUGGAAUUCAUAAAAAGGAGUUAGCAUUGGCAUUGCUGCUUCUUGCAGCAUCUGCAAGAAGCUUAUUGUUAGCUCAUGGUGUGCAUUUCUAUUUCCUGUUGUUCCAAGGUUUGUCUUUCUUUGUUGUUGGAUUAGGCUUGAUUGGGGAGCACUGAUCAGUCUGAAAGAUGAGUGAAUUUGGGUUCCAUGUUUCACUCAAACUAAUUUUUUUUUUCUUGUUGGAGUCUGAACAUUGGAUUAUACCUGAA
Molecule: messenger RNA, 1906 nt
Organism: Dioscorea cayenensis subsp. rotundata (Guinea yam)
Lineage: Eukaryota; Viridiplantae; Streptophyta; Magnoliopsida; Dioscoreales; Dioscoreaceae
Product: xyloglucan glycosyltransferase 4-like
Exons: 5
Coding region: 44-1813 (589 amino acids)
Cellular component (GO): Golgi apparatus
Molecular function (GO): glycosyltransferase activity
Source: RefSeq, a predicted model, not a curated record